CUCUCUCUCUCUCUCUCCAGUACCCACAGGCGCAUAACGAAAUAGACCUCAGGCUGUCUAACCAUUUUCAAGGUUAACUUUGUGAUACGGCUCGGUUUUGACACAGUAAACUGUCUCACCGCGUCUUAAACCACGUACUGUCUCUUUAAGAGGCUUCACCCGCGACCUCCUGUCCGAGCGUUCUCCAAAAGUGACUUUUUUUUGCCUGUCCUGCUGUUUCUGCCAGCGCUUUACUUCAUCCGUGACUUCUUAUUUAUUUAUUUAUUCACGUUGGAAACUUGAAGGUACUCUAAACAUGGCAGAGAUAGGGAAAGGGGUCAGCCCUGGAAAACUGGCGAGUAAUGUACAGAAGAGGAUAACCCGAGCGCAAGAGAAGGUGUUACAGAAGUUGGGGAAGGCUGAUGAGACGAAAGACACGGCCUUCGAAGAGGAGGUGGCGAACUUUAACAAGCAGCUGGCUGACGGCACCAAACUCCAGAGAGACUUAAAGGCGUAUUUGGUGGCAGUCAAAACAAUGCACGAGUGUUCAAAGCGUCUGCAUGACUGUCUGGCAGACAUUUACGACCCCGAGUGGUUUGGCAAAGAAGAGGUGAACUCCCUCGUGGAGAACACUGACCACCUGUGGCAAGAGUUUCACCAGGAGCUUUUGGAUAAUGCCGUCGUUACCAUGGAUACAUACUUGGCUCAAUUUCCAGAUAUAAAGGCUCGCAUUGCAAAGCGUGAAAGGAAGCUGGUCGACUUUGACAGUGCCAGGCAUCACUUUGCCUCCAUACAGAAAGCCAAGAAAAAGGAUGAGGCCAAAAUUGCCAAAGCUGAGGAAGAGUUGGGGAGAGCUCAAAAGGUCUUUGAAGAGAUCAAUUAUGAGCUUCAGGAGGAACUUCCCACCCUGUGGAACAGUCGUGUUGGCCUCUAUGUUAACACAUUCCAGAACGUUGCCGGCCUGGAAGAGAAAUUUCACACGGACAUGGGCAAACUGAACCAGAAUCUAAGCGACAUUAUGACCAAACUGGACGAGCAGCGUCAAGUCAAAAAAGAUGUCAAUGCAGCCAGCACCGAGGAAAGUGAAACGGCACCCAACCACAACCUCUCUGGGUCUGAUUCUGGGUCAGACAUCCCUAAAUCCCCGCCAAAGUCCAGAGAAGAUCCGCCGGUUUCACGGCCCAGCAGACCGACCUCAUCUCAGGAGGUGAUAGAGGACAACAUCAUUGACCUGAUAGAAGAUACACUUGUUCCUGAUAAUAAUAUUACAACCCCUUCACAGAAUGAAACUCCAACAGUGACAAAUGGUUCUUCAGAUGCUGAGCUGCCACCUUCUGUUUUGUUUAAGGUGAAAGCAAUUCAUGACUAUGGAGCAACAGACAACGAUGAACUCGAUCUGAAAGCUGGUGACAUUGUGCUUGUGCUUCCCUUCGCCAACCCAGAUGAACAGGAUGAUGGCUGGUUAAUGGGCGUAAAAGAGUCACACUGGCUUCAAAACAAAAACCUGCUAGCUAAAGGCGUCUUCCCUGAAAACUUCACCCAGAAACUGUAAGCGGAACGACCGUCGGACUCUCCUCAGAAUCGAACGCUAUCAUCUCCACGCUUUAUUUUCUCGUGGUUUUUCAAAAAUAAGGGGUUUUCAAUCUAUUCUAUAUACUGUGGUCCCGUUUAUUGACAUUAAAGUGAAUUAUUAAGGGCAUUGGAGCAACACAUUAUUACACACUAACUUUGUUCUUAUGCUUUGUUUGGGUCAGUGGUGUCAUCAACUGACUUUUGGUUAUUUAUUUUAAUCCAUUUUUCGAAGUAAUGUGUCUAGCAUUGCAUGACAUGUAAAGGUCUCUCUUUGACAUUAUGAUCAAUCAUUUCAUAUUUAUAUUCUAUAUUUGUUUAAAUAUUGAUGUCUGCGGGUAUAAGACACCAAAGGUUAGAAAACUAAAUGUAUACUUUGGGACAAACCACUAUAUACAAAGCGAUUCACUUGACAACCCUUUAGUGACGUACUGUAAAACUGAAGAGCUUAUAAACAUUGUUUUUCAUUUGUCUUGAGUAUUUCAUAGAUCUUUAUGGAGUGGUGAAUAAAUGCUUUAUUGUUAAACUGGAGAUAAGUCCAUCUUCUGCUGUCCAUUUACAGAACUGUUCAAAAUGUAUUUGCAUUACAAUUCACAGAUUUAAAUUAUUUUGAUCUGGAAAAUGUAUUAUGAAACACUGAGCCCUAAAAAAAUUUCUGACAAAUAUACUGAUAUGCUGAAAAGAUGCUUUGCCAAAAGAGUGUUGAAUCCCACCUAGAGGUGUUUUUUUUUUUUUACAAAUAUUUUGCUGCUGUUUGUUUAUUAUAAAGUCUGAAAUUGUCA
Paramisgurnus dabryanus is the source of this 2330-nucleotide messenger RNA. The record is from RefSeq and is a predicted model, not a curated record. NCBI's taxonomy places the organism in Eukaryota, Metazoa, Chordata, Actinopteri, Cypriniformes, Cobitidae.